AUGUUGUUUAAGUACUUACUCUCUUUCCUACUUUUGUCGCAGGUAGUAGUUUCUCACCCGAAAUACUCAUAUCACAGUGACGCAGCCAUAAGCUAUUAUGGCUGCAAUUAUCUAGUCAGAGAAACCGCUCUGUUCUGCGGUGAAAAAUUUGCCGGUUGCACUUGUCACAAUUCAUACGCCAUUGCUACCAUUGCAGGUUGUUUGAAUGAUGGAAAAGCACCAGACGGACUGGAAAAAGCUUACUUUGCGUACUGUGAAAAGUAUAAUUAUGGAACAAUCACUGAGGAAAUGUAUUGGGCAGCUUACGAGAACUACACCAAGUAUGCUGUAUACCCUUAUGAAAUAGAAGAUUAUAACAUGUCAGUACCAUAUGAAGUUCCUCUUAAACUAAACUCUACCCUAAUUAAAUAUUAUAAGCAAUCCUACUACAACGACUAUGGAAAUCUCAGAGAUUCAUUGUACUACGGAAGUGGGAUGUUAGGCUAUUGGGCUCUUGUAUUUCUUCUUUCUGGAAUCGUUCAUUGGACGAAGGUCUUAUUCCCAGCCUUUGUGAAAAAAUUCGUUGGUCCCAUUUCAAACUGUUGGAGGAAAAAUGUCACUCUUCCAGCUCUUUUUAAGAAAGAUAAAGCCAAAGACAUACUGUGCUACAAAGUUUUUAACUUUUUAGCUCCUUCAAGAAUUGAAUCCAUAAUUAUAUUUGGCUUCUGUCUUGUUACAACCUUCUGCAGUGCCUACGGACUACAUUACUUUGAUGAAGAUGUCCUUUAUGCCGAUAGAGAACAUGCCAUGUUAAAGUAUUGUUCCGAUAGAACAGGAAUCAUUGCUACUAUCUUGGUACCAUUGCUUAUUCUUCUUGCUGGAAGAAAUAACUUUUUGCAGUGGAUUACAGGUAUCAAUUUUGCAACCUUUAUCACUUACCAUAAAUGGGUAGCUAGGGUAACAUUCAUAGAGGUUGUGAUUCAUGCAGCAGUUUGGACUAAAAUCUUCAAGUUGGAUAAUGAAAUGUCUGAAUACUAUGCAUUGAAUUUAAUGGUUUGGGGUGCUGUUGCAACCGUAGCAGGUGGUUUAAGUUGGAUUCUUAGUAUUUUAUACCUCAGAAGAAACUGGUACGAAAUUUUUUUACUUGUUCAUAUUAUUUUGGCUGUCUUCUUCGUGGUAGGUACCUGGUACCAUGUUAUUGACUUGGGUUACCUAGAGUUUCUCUACGCUAGCGUUGCAGUUUGGGCGUUUGACAGAUUGGUCAGAGUUGCCAGAUUAAUUCAUUUUGGUUGCCCAAAGGCUGAAGUAUCUCUCUUGGCUAAUGAAACAUUGAAAGUGAUUGUACGUAGACCAAAAUUUUGGCCAGCAAUUCCUGGUGGACAUGCGUUCGUUCACUUCAUGAGGCCCUCAUGCUUUUGGCAAUCCCAUCCAUUCACAUUUACAGUCUCACCAGAUUCAGAUGAGAAUAUUGUUAUGUACUGUAAAGUGAAAGGUGGUGUUACGCAUGGUCUCUACCAAUAUUUAAAUACAUAUCCCGGUAAGACAACUCAAAUUAGAGUUUCUCUUGAAGGACCAUAUGGCGAGCCAACUCCUGCUAGGGCCUAUGAUUCAGCAGUAUUCAUUGCUGGUGGAAAUGGUAUUCCUGGUGUAUACUCAGAGGUCUUGGAUUUAGCAAUGAGAGCAACUGUUUCUUCCAAAAAAGCUUUGAAAUUACACUGGAUUGUUAAGGAUUACAAUUCAAUAUUCUGGUUCUAUGAUGAAAUUUUAGCACUAAGCAACACCAAAGUUCAAUGUACCAUCCAUAUUACUAGAGAAAAAAAUCACUUCGACGAUGAUCGCAUAUCUGAAAGAAACAUAGAUAUGCACACUAGUUCUGAUGAUAGUAUACCAAAUGAAAAGAAGAGUCAAUCGCCUAACUUCAAUUCGACUGAUGAAGUUAAUGCUAAUACAAUUAGCAUGUUUAAAAAAGAUUUGCGUCAUGUGUCCUUCUUGGAAAGUAGACCUUCUAUUGAAAACAUUGUUAAAGCUGAAAUAGAAGAAUCUUACGGGUCCGUUGCGUUCGUCACAUGUGGACACCCAUUGAUGGUUGAUGAAGUACGUUACUGCUGUGCUCACGCAUUAUACGACUCAAAGGGCAAGAGAGUUGACUUUUUUGAACAAUUACAAAUUUGGGCUUAA
Dujonia railenensis is the source of this 2157-nucleotide messenger RNA. The record is from the annotation of a GenBank genome assembly. NCBI's taxonomy places the organism in Eukaryota, Fungi, Ascomycota, Pichiomycetes, Serinales, Debaryomycetaceae.